This is a messenger RNA of Humulus lupulus (European hop), 1283 nucleotides long. RefSeq lists its product as uncharacterized. The transcript is spliced from 10 exons. Bases 174 to 1133 code for a protein of 319 amino acids. The record is from RefSeq and is a predicted model, not a curated record. Lineage: Eukaryota; Viridiplantae; Streptophyta; Magnoliopsida; Rosales; Cannabaceae. Gene Ontology annotation, molecular function: protein binding.
AAUCAUUGAAUCAAAAAUACCCAAUAUGGAAAACCCUCUCAAUCUUUUCAAACACUUGAUAUUUAAUAACUUUCAUAUAUCCAAGAGACCCUUUUUAUGUAUAUUUGUUUUGAUAGCAAUACUAUUGGAUUUUUCAUCAUAGUCUGAAAAAGGUAUAUUUUCUGAUAAUAAAAAUGGCUGUUCCUAAAGUAAAUGAGAGUUUUCUUGGAGAACUUGAAGCAAUGGGAUUCCCUUUGGCUCAGGCAACAAGAGCACUUCAUUAUUCUGGUAAUAGUAGUAUAGAAGAUGCUGUAAAUUGGAUAGUUGAUCAUGAAAAUGACCCAGACAUUGAUCAAAUGCCCUUGAUAUCAGCUGAUAUUGAUAUUGGUAUCGAUUCAACUGAGCAAUUCAAUUUGACAGAAGAAAUGAAAAGAAAAGCUCAAGAAUUAAGGGAUCGAGCAAGGAAGAACAAUGAAGAAGAAGAAAAGAGAUUGAAGAGAGAAGGAGAAAAGGAGAGGAUUCGUUCAGGCAAAGAACUCAUGGAAGCAAAACGAGCUUUGGAAGAAAACGAAAGAAAACGUUACUUGGCUUUAAAACAAUCAGAGAAAGAGGAAGAAAAAAAAGCAAAAGAGAAAAUUCGCUGGAAACUUGAACAAGAUAAGUUGGAAAGAAGUAGUAAGCUUCAAAUGCCACUAAAGAGCCCAACAAAACAUUCUAUACCUGUGGUACAACAAAAACAGAUUAUUUCAGUUCCUGCUGUGUCUGUUUCAAGGGCUGAGCUCAUGAGUGAGUGUUUAAGGUCUCUCAAGCACAACCACAUGAAUAAUGAAGCCAAAGUUAGAAAAGCCUUCCAAACUUUGUUGACUUAUGUUGGAAAUGUUGCAAGGAAUCCUGACCAAGAAAAGUUCAGGAAGAUAAGAAUGAGUAACCCUAUAUUCAAGGAGAGAGUUGGGAGUGUGAAAGGUGGUGUCGAGUUUCUUGAGCUGUGUGGAUUUGAGAGAAGAGAAGAAGGAGAGGAGUUUUUGUAUCUUCCUAGAGAAAAUGUGAACAUGGCAGUGUUGAACUCAGCUGGCUCUGAAUUGAAGUCUGCCAUUACCAACCCCUUCUUUGGUGUCUUUAGCCUCCCAAAAGAGGAGAAGAUUGUCUUAGGUUGAGACUGUGAUGAGAGUAGGUUCUAAGUGAAUUGAGUACUCAAAGAUGUGUAAGGAUUGUGAUUAAUGUUCAUGACUUUAACAUUUUCUAUAGAAUGCCAAUAUUAUUAUGUAUAUUGCUUAAUUUCCAAUCAUAAUUAAUCGCUUAUUUAU